AUGAAUUAUUCCAAUUUCACAGAAAACAACACUCUGGAAAGACUCAACUCGAUAUCUUGUAGACCUCAAAUUCCGGAUAAUGACUUAACGAAAGCAUGGAAGACAGUUAUUUACUGUGUGACAAUUCUCGUAUCACUCGUCGGAAACAGUUUGGUUAUUUUGGUGGUUUAUAGGAAGCAACGAAUGAGGACGACUACGAAUUUCUUGAUCGCAAAUAUGGCGGGAAGCGAUCUUUUAAUCGCCAUAUUCGUCAUGACGCCCACUAUUCGCUCUAUUUACACAGGAGAUGAUAUGCUAGUAGAAGGAAUACUAGCUCAACUUGUUUGCAAGCUGGUUACUUUUCUCCAGCAAGCGUCGAUAGCGGUUUCUAUUUUGUCACUGACCGCUAUUGCAUUUGACCGUUUCUUCGCCAUUAUGCUGCCAUUUCGUAAAGUAAUUACUUUCCGCAUCACAAUGGUUCUCAUCUCCUUAACCUGGAUUUUUGGUAUUUUCUAUGCAGCGCCAAUCCUAUACACAAAUCGGAUUUUUACUAAAAAUGGAAGCGACGAUGGAACCUACUGUCACGAGGUAUGGGAGCCACUGUUCAACAGCAGCAAAGCCAGAAAAGACUACACUUUUAUAAACUUUGGUUUUCUGUAUGCUGGUCCGCUCACUGUAAUAACGAUACUAUAUACAGCCAUCGUGAUUGAACUGUGGCGAGGGAAUAACAUUAAAUUUCGCUGCAGUGUGAACCAACAAGAGAUUGAAAAGUCGAAUAGAAAAGUCUUGAAAAUGUUAGCAACUGUGGUUAUUAUUUUUGCAAUUUUCUGGUUUCCAGUUUACAUAUUUCAGUUCAUGUUUUAUGUUCGAGGUCCUGAUUCGUGUUUAUUUCCUGGUAUAGUUCGAUUUAUUGGUUAUUUUCUUUGCCAAGCCACGAGCGCUGUAAAUCCUGUUGUCUUUGCGAUUUUUUGCGAAAAUUAUCGGGAAGGGUUCAAAGAAUCUUUUCGCAACAUAAAACGUCAAAGUAAAAACUUUCUAAGGUGUGGUUCAAAUACCGUCCCAAAUAACAGAAGCAUCGAGGCAUAA
Messenger RNA from Porites evermanni, 1065 nucleotides. NCBI's taxonomy places the organism in Eukaryota, Metazoa, Cnidaria, Anthozoa, Scleractinia, Poritidae. The record is from the annotation of a GenBank genome assembly.